AUUUGUACCUCUAUAAAAGCAGAUCUAUGCAACUAUAUGCCUCACUAAAAAAGAGCCUUUCACCAUUUUUUCACACUCAAAAAAACUAAUCAAAUCAAUUCACUAAACACCCGUGUUACACUCGGGAUUCUCUCCCUCUCCCUAACAAACAUUCAUAAUCAAGAUCUUGUUUAAUCCCACCUAACCCUUAAUCUUGUUCAAAAAUGGAGAAAAAGAUUCUUGAUUAUACGUUGGUUCCGUUUGGUUUAGCCAUAAUGGUCGCUUAUCAUAUAUGGCUUCUCCACCGUAUUUUUCAUAAACCCUCCAAGACUGUCAUCGGCGUCAACACCAUCAAUCGCCGUUUCUGGGUCCGCGCUAUGAUGGAGGAUCCAUCGAAAAAUGGAGUUCUAGCAGUACAGACAAUGCGUAACAACAUAAUGGCGUCGACUCUUUUAGCGUCGACAGCGAUUAUGCUCAGCUCGCUUAUAGCAGUUUUAAUGACGAGCGGAACAAAUAAUCGAUCGACAUGGAAUUUUGUUUACGGCGACGACAGUGAAUUAGGGUUAUCGAUUAAGUUUUUUAGUAUAUUGGUUUGUUUCUUGGUUGCGUUCUUGUUUAAUGUGCAGUCGAUUCGGUAUUAUAGCCAUGCGAGUAUUCUUAUAAAUGUUCCGUUCAAGAAAAUGUCUCCACAGCCGCAUCACGAACAUCUGACGACGGAGUAUGUGUCGAGGUCUGUGAAUCGGGGGAGCUAUUUUUGGUCGUUAGGGUUACGUGCUUUUUACUUCUCGUUCCCAUUGUUUUUGUGGAUUUUCGGUCCGAUUCCGAUGUUCGUGUGUUGUGUGGUGCUCGUUUCGAUGCUUUAUUUUCUUGAUGUUACGUUUGAAUGUGGAUGGGCGGCUGGGAUUUCAGAUUGUGAUGACGAAGAAUUUAUCGUCGCCCCAAAUCCAGUUUAGCGGAUUUUAUAUUGCACGAAAACUUAUCGAGUAUCUGCGAAUUGUUUUCAUUUUCGGAGGUAUCUUGAAAAUGUCAAGAUUUUAGUGCAUAACAGAAUAGGUCUGACUUUGUAGAGUUCAAUGCAAAAGUUGAAUUGAAGAUGAAUUGUGCAUGCAUUGCACUUGUGAUUCUGUGACUCUGUUGGUCCCAAUGGUGUACGCAACUUAUAAUACAUGAAAUAAAUGGAGAUUUUAUUAGUAGAAA
Molecule: messenger RNA, 1176 nt
Organism: Mercurialis annua (annual mercury)
Lineage: Eukaryota; Viridiplantae; Streptophyta; Magnoliopsida; Malpighiales; Euphorbiaceae
Exons: 2
Coding region: 204-932 (242 amino acids)
Source: RefSeq, a predicted model, not a curated record